CAUAAUUGAUUGGAAAAAUCAUAAAAAAACAGACAAGUCAAAAUGGAAAAAUAAUUGGAACUUUCCUGGCAAUGAUCAACAGCUUUGGUCCCUAAUUGCUUCAAAUUUCAGCUGAGAUAGAGAUAGCUUCUCGCACCCGAAAUCAAAAAGAUUUGUUUCAUUCUCAUUUCAUAUGUGAAAUCAAUUCUUACACACUUUAGACAACAUGACACAUAUUUUAAUCCAAAUUUGGAGAUGGUUGAUGCAGCCAAAGGUGUGGAGAUUUAUAGGCUUUGCUUCAGCUGUUGUUGGUCUGGUCUGUUAUGCUUUAAGCUCUUCCUUCAACUAUCUCUUUGGCGAUUGGAAUUUUCUGAAACUUUUUCUUUAUAUUAUUUUCAGUUUCAUCAUAUGUUUUGUGAUUUUAUUUGCAAAAUUAUUGCAACAUUCGAGGAGUCUCCGGUUCAAAGCUCAUACCGCAUUUUUGGUAUUGACAAUAACCUCUGUUUAUUCCUUUUUCUUCGAUAAAGUGAUGAAUGGGAAACCAGAUGCAUAUAGUUUAAUUUCAUGUGCUGCUUUUGCUAUCAUGUCAUUGAGUUUGUCGAGGCAAACUCAAUGUGGAUUUGAAAUCGAUCUUCUCUAUUUCUUCCUCGGGUGUCUAAUUGUGCAACUCAUGAAGAUUAAAUUGCAGUUAUUCAUUCUUGGAGCAGGUUUCAGCUACUCUCUUAUUAUUCUCCGUUCUUUUUUCUCUCCUAUUGAUGCUAGAGGAGAUGAUCAAUACUCUCAACUCCAGGAUGAAAAUUCGGUGGUUCUUUAUAUGAAUUCUCUACAACUCGCCAAUAUUGAUAUCGCUAGCGAUAGCAAUAGAAUAGAUUCAUCACAAUUGAUGAUCGCUAAUGAUAUUAGUAGUGUGAUGGAACAACUCAUGGCUUUUGUGAAGGCACUUCAGCACGAAAGUGUAAUUAUCAUUCAAAUGAUUUUUGUGCAUGUAGAAAAAUACUAUGCUAAAAAACAAUCUCAGUUUGUGUUCAAUGACCCUAACUUCAUGAUGGAUGCAUUUAAGCUAGAAACUAUCAAAGGCCUCGAGAAAACAGCAAAGGUUAUGGUAUGCUCUGGGUUUGGGAAAGAUUUUUCCAUUGUGUAUAAUAGUUGUAGGAGGGAAUGCUUGGAUAAGUGCCUAAAUAGAUUAUUCAGUUUAGAAAAGUACAACAUCCAGGACGUUCAUAAUAUCCCGUGGAAAGAACUCGAAGACAAUAUUGAAAGUUGGAUUCAUGCUUCCAAUGUUGCUCUAAAGAUGCUUUUCCCUGGCGAGCGACAACUCUGCAACCGCAUCUUCUUUGGAUUCUCAUCCGUUGCUGAUUUCUCUUUCCUGGACAUUUGCAAGGGAUGGACCAUUCAACUUGUGACUUUUGUCAAUGCUAUUGCCACCAGAAGCCAUUCGCCAGAGCGUUUGUUUAAAAUUCUAGAGGUGUUUCAAACAUUGUGUGACCUAAUUCCGGAAUUUGAGUCAUUAUUUUGUGAUCAAUACAGUGUCUCUCUAAUAAAUGAAGCAAUGACCAUAUGGAAGAGACUCAAGGAAUCAAUCAAAGGCAUAUUCAUGGAGUUGCAGUAUCUGAUUGGUAAAGAUCCAGUUAACGUGACAGUUAAUGGUGGCGGUCUUCACCCGAUUACCCAGUACGUGAUGAACUACCUAAGUGUAGUUUGUCAAUCCCGACAAACACUAGAGCAAGUGUUUGAAGAUUCCUCAUUUUCUCAGACGAUUCAUAGGAUUAUGGAUAUAUUGGAGAGUAAUUUGGAAAUGAAGUCCAAAUGCUACGAGGAUCCAUCUAUAGGCUAUAUUUUCUUAAUGAAUAACAACACGUAUAUAGUUCAAGUGACCAAAGAUAAUGAAUUGGGAACCAUUUUGGGGUAUGAUUGGCUCCAAAAACACGCUCUGAAAGUUUGGCACUACUAUGGUAGGGAAGUUCAACAAUCAUCGAACAAAACCCGACACUACGAUGGCAGGGAAGUUCUACAAUCAUUGUACAACGCCCGACAGAUUGGUAAAAUAGAUCGGAGCAAUGUGGAAGGUUCCGAAGGAUCAAAGGGGUAUGAAAGAGAUGUGCAAUUGAUAGAAGCAUCACUUACUCAACUAGAAAGAAUUGGGACAAAGGACUCAGAGACAGAGAUAAGAACAAUAGUAAUCUCUCCCUCACAACAGUUUGGGAUGGCUCAUAAAAUGUCACCAGACGAUGGCUUUACCUGGAAAAAAUAUAAGGAGAAAGAGAUGCUUGACUUCAAAUACCCGAGGAGUUACUACAUGUGCAACCACAUGACUAAAUAUUCAGGUGGAUUCAAGAAGAAAGUACAACAACUUGAUGACAAUCCAAACAUGUUUGAAGUAACAUACAAGGGUGGACAUUCCUGCUGCAUGUCCUUAACAAAGGCAUCAUUAAUUUUACCACCACGAAAAAUAAGGAAUACCUCAAACUCAAAGGAUAUCAUCACUCAAACCACUAUGCCUCCAUCAUCAACUUCAUAUUCUAGGUGGCUUUCAUCCGCCACACCAGUUAAAUCCAUAAGCUCUAUCCCAGAGGUCAAUCUACCUGCUCCGGCCAACGGUGGGCAUCAUCCUAUGAUGUACAACGUCGCCGACUAUCUUGUUUCUGCUAUCAGAUCGCAAAAAAUCAACUUUGUUAAUGCCGACAGAGCAUUUUCAACACAAACAGAGGAGCCAAUGAAACUGUUAGAAAGCAUUCUGGAAUGGAAGUCUAAAAUUUAUGCGGACACUUCGAUGCGUCAUUUUUUCAUGAUGAAUAAUUGGAGGUAUUUAGAAGUUGCAAUUCAAAGAAGGGAAUUGAAUGAAAUUUUUGGAAAUAUUUGGUGCCAAAAAUUCAGAGUAAAAGUUCAACAAAAGCUUGAACUUUAUCAAAGAAACUCAUGGGAAAAAGUGUUGGAUUUUUUGAAGUUAGAUAUCAAUGACUCCUCCGUGGAAAUUAAUUUAGCAGUAGAUUCGAUGAAAGAAAAUCUCAGUUGUUUUAACAUGCACUUAGCAGAGACACUUAGAAUUCAAUGCACAUGGUCUGUUCAUGAUGAGAAGCUAAGGGGGGAAAUAAUUUCAUCUCUCAAAAACAUCUUGCUGCCUGUGUAUGGAACCUUCAUUGGGAAGUUUCAAAAUUUUCUUAAAAACGAUGCUUACGAGUAUAUCGAGUAUGGAAUUUUUGAUAUUGAAGAUGUACUUGAUAGUUUGUUUCUUGGAAACAAGACAGAUGAAUGAAUCAUUUGGUUUGUGAAUCAUGGGCCAGCCUGGGCACUUGCCCUCUUGAUAGUUUGCUUUUGCAUUGUAGGUUUGGUUUGUGUAUAUAUAUCAGUUUGUCCUUUUUCUGAACAUAAGCACUUUGUGAGAGUGUUUGUUAGAUUUUAUAGAAACCUCAUAAUGUAUAUAAGUUAUUUUCAGUUUAUUUUUGUUCGCUACAAACAACAUCCAAAUUAAGUAAAUGAUUAAUCUAAAAUAUCUGCAAAGGAGUGAUUGGAGACAGUGUAUAACUGGUAGAAGACAGAACAAUAUUUCACAACAAUGCGGCAUUAACAGGCAGCAUUCACAAAUAUUUAAGCAGAAUGUAUAAACGCAGAAGCCUGAGAUUCCGAGAUAUGCACUCUAUAUUCUCAUUGUGGUAGAUUUCUUCUAAUAUAAUCAACAAUUCAACAUGAUAUACAAAUUUACAAAGGAGUUGUUGAAUCAACGAAAUCAUAAGUUGGAACUGUAAUUCAUUAUACCCCAAACUAUAGCUUCAAACAGCUACUACAAACAAGGAAGUGCACAAGUAAAUGUGGCAUUUCUUAUUAAUAUAGAGGAGUUUUCAUGUUCUGCAUCAGAAUUCAAUUGUUCUCCAGCAUUAUUUUGUUGGCUACUAUUACUAUAACUAUAAUCAGAUUUUAAUUCAUUUCUAUU
Messenger RNA from Trifolium pratense (red clover), 3907 nucleotides. RefSeq lists its product as uncharacterized. Gene Ontology annotation, cellular component: exocyst. Gene Ontology annotation, biological process: exocytosis; regulation of DNA-templated transcription. The transcript has 4 exons. The record is from RefSeq and is a predicted model, not a curated record. Gene Ontology annotation, molecular function: DNA-binding transcription factor activity; phosphatidylinositol-4,5-bisphosphate binding; sequence-specific DNA binding. The coding region runs from base 206 to 3232 and encodes 1008 amino acids. NCBI's taxonomy places the organism in Eukaryota, Viridiplantae, Streptophyta, Magnoliopsida, Fabales, Fabaceae.